AAUACAUAUAGCUAUAUUGAUAUUCAGUGGGAAGAGUUUAAAUUUAACGACGACGCAGUUUUAUUCUGCUGAUCCAAGCAGAGCAUAAUUCAAGCGGCGGUUGCGCGCGUUUUUUAAUUAAAUAAAAUAAAUUCAGCAGUUUUUAAACAAACCUUACAAAUGGAUUUCUAAGAGCAUACUCCUAAUAAAUUAAAGCAUGUAUUCAGUGCAACAAUACAAAAUGCACCGACGGUGCUUUUCAUAUUCCGCUCUCCUUUUGAUGAUUUUGAUCUCACAAAUAAUCAUCUGUACACCGCUACCACGACCGCAGAACGAAUUGGAACCUUGGUUUGAGGGAGCUGCCAAUUGCGGAGGGGACGGCGCACCUCUCAUCACGCCUUGCAAGGAUUCAAUUAUACUGGACGGGGGUACGGACUACACUCUACGCUGUGAGGCGCCAGAGCCGAUUAUCUGGUGGCACGUGCCAAACGGCCGACAGGAUAGCACGCCUUUUCACAACCUGGAUGAUCCGGAUCGGCCCUUUGGAGUCUCCCUCCAGCUACAAAACGUUCACAGCGAGUAUGUGGGCGCCUAUUACUGUGUCAAGCUGUCCGACAUUCCCGAUACCGAAAUAGAUAUCCGCGAAUCCAAAUUCAUAGAGCUGACCAACAACAACGAUGCUACUUCGAUUUAUGUUUAUGUGAACGACAGAAACCACCUUUUAGGGCCAACGAUAGCGAUGGUCGACGUAACGCAGUUCGAUGAGGUCAUCAUACCCUGCAAGCCCACAAUGCCGGAUGUGGUCGUCCAGUUGUCCUUCAAUGGCGAGUCCGGCGAUAGCCAACAUGUCAUUAAUUCCCAAAAGCUUAGCGACAGCAAACAUAGCUUCUACAGUACAUCGAGCUAUAACCCAAAGCAGGGCUUCAUUUUACUGAUUGAGGACAUGUCGCCGGGCACCAUGAAAUGCGAGGCCCUCAAUAAUAGCGAGCAGAUUGCCGAUUGGUUCCCCAUAGAUUUGUUUUAUAUGCAAGCGCAAAGCACUAUUAGCAAGCCUACGAUAAGGUCGAAUUCCCGAGGUCACGCCUACGUUGGGGACAACUUUGAAUUGUCCUGCGAGCUGUCUGCACGAACGGAGGAGCGUUAUUCCAUCGAAUGGAGGCCACCAACGACCGCAAAUAUGAAUCAUAUAAACAACACAUUUGCCUCACAUUUCGACGACACCCAGAAGAACACCACCCACAAAUUGGGUCGCAAGUUGCUGAGGGUCACCAAUGCCGGGCUCAGUGAUUCGGGCUUCUAUAACUGUACAGUUACAGACCCUAAGGGAAAUGUAAAGAUAGCUAACUAUAAAAUGAAAAUAAUGGAGCCGAAUUCAAGCUAUUUGGAAAUGAAAGAACCUUCAGACCAUUAUAAAGUGCGCGAAAACGCCAACAAGACUGUUCAGAUAACAGUUGAGUUCCGGGGCUUCCCCCAGCCGACGCUCAAAUGGUACAAGCCAGACGGAAGUGAGAUCUGGGAAACUGGAGGCCGGUUCAGUAUUACCUUCAAAGAGGGUAGCACAAGCACCUCCACGCUAUUGCUGAGGAACGCUCAGCUACUGGAUAGUGGUCGUUACAUUGUCAAAGGCACCAACGGCAUUGAUUUUAAGCAGCUGGAGUUUAAUGUGAGCAUAAGCUCGAAGCCCAUUGUUAGCUUACACGACGUAUAUGUGGAAGAGGGACACGAGGCCGCCCUUAACUGUACCGUCAAGUCGUUCCCCACAGCGCUGGUCACCUGGGUGUUCACCCCCUGCAGCACUCAGCCCCACUGGCCUUCCUGCGACAAUAGAUUCAGUCAAACCUUUAAUUCUAGUCAGAGGCUAUAUCCAGGCGAACUCAGUAUUGAAUAUAUCCACGAACUCCGCUUUAUGCCCACCCAACCAGGAAUUUUGAGCUGCAUAGCUGCGAACAACAUCGGAGGCAUAGCCAAGGCCAACGCACAUGUUUUUAUCGCAGAUAUCUCGGAAAAUAUGACUAUAUACGGCUUGGAUGAAAAGGAUAAAAUCGCCCGCGGCGAUCCUCUAAGCUUCACUUGCGCCGCUCUGGCCUAUCACUUCCGAGACAACUUGGUAUGGUACCAUAAUGGCGAACUGGUUCAAGAAAGUAAUGAUCUUAAAAUUGAAACAAACAACACGAAAUACUCGUACAAGAAAACAUUAAAAAUUGGUGCCGUCAGGGAUGAAGAUCGGGGCACCUACGAAUGUCGUGCCUACUAUAUAAAAAAUGAUAGUGCAUUCGAAACUUCUGAAACCAAUGUAUUCGUCCAUGAGCCGAAAGCACCAAAAUGGGAGGACGAAACUCUGGCUCUCAACUCAAAGAUUGAACGGAAUAUAGGCGAAGAGCUCGCCCUAUACUGCCGAUCCGAUGCCAUUCCCAAAGCCAACGUGCGCUGGUAUAAGGAUAAUGUGGAAGUGGUGCAGUCUAAGCAUAUAAAGAUUUCCGACGAUCAGUCGGAACUACUUUUCCGGCAUCUGUUGCCAGCCCAUGAUGGCGUCUACAAAUGUGUGGUGCAGAACCGUUUGGGUAUCAUUGAAAGCUCGACAACGGUGGUCAUUGCCAAUAUGCCAAGGAGAAGUAAGACCGUAGUGUGGAUAAUCAUUGCAAGCUUUCUGGGACUGAUUUCCCUGUGCGUCUACUUCUGCUGGCGGUAUCGUCGGGAGCGUAGACGGCAUUUGGCUCUUAAGGCGGCCGGCUUGGCUAAUUUCGAGGAGGGCGCCGUCGAACACAUAAAUCCAGCCUUGACACUAGACGAGCAGGCGGAUCUGUUGCCUUACGAUCGAAAAUUUGAGUUCCAACGCGAAAAACUCAAACUGGGUAAGCAGUUGGGUGCUGGCGCUUUUGGAGUGGUGCUCAAAGGCGAGGCGGAAGGUAUACGCAGCGACGAACCCGUAUCGACCGUGGCUGUGAAAAUGGUGAAGCGUACCGCCGACAAUGAGGUGGUCAAGGCCCUGGUGUCUGAGCUGAAGAUAAUGGUGCAUUUGGGACAACAUCUGAAUGUCGUUAAUUUACUAGGUGCCGUUACGAAGAAUAUUGCAAAGCGGGAGCUGAUGGUCAUCGUCGAGUAUUGUCGUUUCGGAAAUGUCCAAAAUGUCUUGCUGCGCAAUCGCAAGUAUUUUAUUAAUCAGAUAAGUCCAACAACCAACAAGAUAGAUCCAACCAUCGAUACGCAACGCUUCUCCGAGAACUAUGAACUGCAUCGUGAUGGUGGUGGUGGUGGUAACGGUGUCUUGAAGUAUGCUAACCUCAGUUUCAAGAACCACUCAUAUAUCAAUCAAAUGAACAACAACAACUAUACAAACAAUCAUCGCAGAAACUCGGAUAACGAUCCCAGAUCCGGUACACGUGCCGGUCGUCCCGGCUCUGCUGGUUAUAGUUACGAAACACGUACCGACACAUGCGCCACAGAAGCCACCAUGCUGACCACCAUAGAGGAUGAUGAUCAUGUGAUGUCAAACAAUUCUAUACAACCGGCUUGGCGUUCCAAUUACAAGCCCGACUCAAUAGAAGCUAUGACUGUAACGACGACCGAUUUGGUCAGCUGGGCCUUCCAAGUAGCUCGUGGCAUGGACUAUCUGUCAUCGAAGAAAGUGCUUCAUGGCGACUUGGCUGCACGAAAUAUUCUUCUCUGUGAUGACAACGUAGUCAAAAUUUGUGACUUUGGUCUGGCCCGAUCCAUGUACCGGGGAGAUAACUACAAAAAAACGGGCGAUGCACGGCUGCCUAUCAAAUGGUUGGCCUUGGAGUCCCUUAGUGAUCACGUGUUCAGCACCUACACUGAUGUGUGGUCCUUUGGCAUUGUGCUAUGGGAGCUUUUCUCUUUGGCAAAGGUACCAUAUCCGGGCAUAGAUCCAAACCAGGAACUGUAUGUAAAAUUGAAGGAUGGUUACCGCAUGGAGAAACCGGCGUUUGCUAACGAUGAUUUAUAUGAAAUAAUGCUUGAGUGCUGGAGAACAAAUCCAGAAUCUCGACCUCUAUUCAAUGAGUUGGAAACGCGAUUCGCUGCAUUGCUCAGCGAGGAUGUGGCAUCCCACUACAUGGAUCUCAAUGAUCCGUACCUGCGUUCAAACUCUGAGUAUAUGAAGAAUCGGCCAACAGACUAUUUGGCACUAAUGGGUUCACCCGAUGAGCUCGCACCCGCGCCCCCUCCUUAUGUCAAUGGCCAUAUUGUGCCCGAAAUUCGUAUCGAUGUGCCACCAGAUGAUAACUUACAACUGAGCCUCGAGAACACCACCGCCAUUUUCUCACCCACGCGUCCCAAGGGCGAUACACCCACAUCCCAAGCCGCAGAUAUUCCGGAAAACUCAUGUACAAAAACCACCGAAACUUCUUUCACUUUCCCAGAUAUCCGACGGGAUCAGCCCCACAGCCCCACGCUGGCAAACAACAUUGACAGCAACGCACACAAACCUCUCCGAAAGAAAAACGGUCUGCCCACAGUAGACGCUCUUGAUAGGCCCCCCGAGGAGAUACCCAUGCUUCAUCGGGCAUCCACAUCAAGUGGCGACCAAAGUCCAGAGCAGUCGCGAAAAUUCACACAACAGUCCCAUCCCAUGCCAACGCCCUCUCCCCGACACCAUAUUGAAACAAAACUCAAUGGGGAAAAGGAGCAUUAUGUCAACAUAAAGCCACCUCGCAAAGCGCUGGCAAACAAACCUGCUGGCGGAGGUGCAGACGCGUUUUCGAAUCCCAGCUACCAAGCACUAAAAACUGUUAGCGAGCAGGAAGAGAGGAGAUAUUAAAUUUAUGAAUAUUGUUGAUUGUCAACAAUAUAUUUUAGGAUUUUAAAUAUUAGACAUAAGUAUAUUAAUUUGUAUAUAAAAUAUAUAUUCAAUAUAUCGAAA
Scaptodrosophila lebanonensis is the source of this 4858-nucleotide messenger RNA. RefSeq names its product vascular endothelial growth factor receptor 1 (gene Pvr). The transcript has 16 exons. NCBI's taxonomy places the organism in Eukaryota, Metazoa, Arthropoda, Insecta, Diptera, Drosophilidae. Gene Ontology annotation, molecular function: ATP binding; transmembrane receptor protein tyrosine kinase activity. Gene Ontology annotation, cellular component: signaling receptor complex. The record is from RefSeq and is a predicted model, not a curated record. Gene Ontology annotation, biological process: positive regulation of kinase activity; protein phosphorylation; multicellular organism development. Bases 197 to 4756 code for a protein of 1519 amino acids.